AAAGAAAACAGAGAAAUGGAGUUGUCCCAAUGCAUAUAAUAGUACAUCUUUGCCUCCCCAUGCCUAUACCUAUAGCAAACCUGUGUCACUUCAAGUCAGACAACAACAAUACAUUUUACUUUUAUUAUUGCACAUCAUUUUUAUAAAAACCAGAAAAACAGUCUUUCUCUCAUGAGAUUGUCUGAGGCCCAUUACCCAGUAACCUCUUGUCUAAUUAAAAAAAAUACUUUGUUUAGUCUUUGAGAUUCAAGUGUUGUUCCACCCCAGUUAGGGUGGGCCUGACUCUGUGAAUGGGCUCACCUCCUAGUACAAACGUCACAGCAGAAGAAGAGACGUCCCCCUCACCCCACUGGACCCAAUGCCAUCCAACUGUGGUGCUAUUAUAGUUCAAGCAAAGGCUAAUUGUUGGUCCUUGACAAAGGAUUGCACAGUCCAAGUCUCUGGACGGUAAUGCUGUCUCUUUCUACUGUAAGCGAUAUAAGUGCACAAGAUGUGCCUGUUUGCUUUUUUCUCUUUCUGAUACAAAUCUGGCUUGAUGACGGCUGAGAGGCAGGAGAAACUGCAAGUGGGUUUAGUGUUUUGAAACGUGUUUGUUUUUUCUGUAGUGGAGAAGAUGUCACUGGUUGUGGUUGGUACGCUCCUGUGCCUGUCUUGUUGGGUCUCUCUCUACUUUAUCCUGUGCAACUUCAACGGGUCCAGGAGCUACGAGUGGAACUGUCGCCUCGUCACCCUGGUACAUGGCAUCCUGGCAUGCUGCAUCACAGGAUACAUAGGCUAUGUCGAUGGACCCUGGCCUUUCACUAAUCCAGGUACUAAAAACAGUCCUCUGCAAAUAAGUGCCAUGUUGGUGAGCCUCGGCUACUUUAUUUUCGACAUGGCCUGGUGUGUGUACUUCCGCACAGAGGGCCCCGUUAUGUUGGCCCACCACACCAUGAGCAUCCUGGGAAUCCUGUUGACCCUGUGGUUGGGGGAGUCUGGCAUCGAAGCCUGCGCGGUGCUCUUUGGCAGUGAAAUCACCAACCCCCUCCUGCAGGCACGCUGGUUCAUCAAACAGACGGGACAUUACGGGACACGCCUGGGGGACAUUGUGGAUGUCCUGUUCGUGCUGCUGUUUGUGUUGAUGCGAGUGUUCGUGGGAGGCACAAUGCUGUACUGUGAGCUGAUCUCACCCAACCCAAGAUUCUUUAUCAAGUGUGGGGGAGUGGCUAUGUAUGCUCUGUCCUGGGUGUUCAUGGUGGACAUUGUUCGAUUUUGCAUAAAGAAGAGCAAGAGCUGGCGAAAACAGAGGAGAGACCAACAAGAAACAGUGGCAGCUAAUGGUCAUGAAGGGAAGAAUGACUGAUUGGCUUUCCAAAGUCAGUCUGUUUUUUUUUACCAUUACCAAGGGAAAUUACAAAGAAAAUCAACUUUUCAAAACUGACGUUUCAAAAUGGAUAAUUCAAAUCGAGAACCCUCCUUUGACAUCUUUCUGUGAGGUCUAACAUUUUCUGGACUUUUAUCCAGCUAAUUCAGCCGAACACAUAUUUGAUUGUUGUGUAAAAUGUGCAGUUAAGAAACAACACGGAUGUAGAUUAAGACACUGAAAACUAAAGCACUUUCUGCAAACACAUGAACAGAUGUUGCUUUCAGUUGCAAUGAACCGUGCCCUAGUAACAAGUUGUGGAAUUGCUUGCAAAGGAAAGCUCAAUGUUAGGAAAGAGACAGUUUACAUGUUAUGCCUUUCCUCUUUGUGAAACAUUUUUCAUAAUUUCAAUAGGUUUUUUGGCAUAUGUGAAACUGCGAGCAGAUGUGAAAGGUGUACUCAGGGAGAUGAAGAGUGGGAUGGAUUCCAGAGAAAUGUUUGUGAUAUGUUUGAUUACUUAGUUUAUAGCAACAAGUUUACCCUUUUCCUGCUUUCUAAAAUCUUGGUUCAAGAUCCUGCCCCUGAAACAUUCAUUUAACUUUCCACGGAUAAAUCAAGAGACACUUCUCAUAAAUAGAACUCUGCGCUGGUAAUGCUAUUGUUUUGCAGUCCAUUUGGAUAUUUAUGUUGACUUUGAAUAUGUGGAAAUGUUUGGUCGUUAUUUGAGAGGUGCGAUUACAAAGGAUACGUUGUCUGUUCUGAUAGCUCUCAGCUAAUUUCAUUUAGUAGUCACAUUUCAGUCUCACAGAGAUCUUGUUAGACAAGACAAUUCAAUUAAAUGUAUAGUUAGCUAUCUGUACAGCGUGCAAAAUCAUAUCGAGAUGAAUUGCUCAUAUCAGGUUAUUUCUUUGCAAACUUCUGUUUGACUCACUCUUAACACAUCAAAAAGUAUUUAUUUUACCUACUACCUGUUUGGAGAGUUAUGAGUUUAAGUAUUUAAUGUUUAUUUAAUGUGAUAUGAUGAUUUCUAUACUGUGAUGGUAGUUAUCAGAAAAAUGUUCAUCUCAAUAGUGAUUGUGAUAUUAUAUUGUCCAGAAAGAACACACAAGUGCAUUAUGGGAUACGAUUUAUCUUACUCCAUGACUGAAUUAGCUCCAUGCCGAUAAAGCUACCGAACUACCAGGAUUUAUCUUUGAGCUUGGAUCUGUUUUCUUAUUAUUAUGACCAUAUUUGUAUAUGAUUAUCAUCAUUAUUAUCAGUGCAUAUGGAUUUCUGCAUUAGUGUGCUAAAAGGCUUGCCAUUUAUUUAUUUUUUCUCUUUAUGUGUUAUUGAUUAGCUGUUUUUGUGGCAGAAUCAUGUGAACAUCACCAUUCUAUCAAAGAAACUAAAAAUCUAACUGGUGUGUGCCUUAGUUAUCUAUACUUUUCUAAAUAUGUGUUACUUUUUGUUCUAUGCUGUACGUUUAACCCUCCAAAAUCUACAUAGCAGUAAUGAAGGACCAUUUUGAGUUUGGGGUUAAAUGAUUUGCCUUUGUAAUCCCUUUGUGAAGUCGGAUAUACAAAUGUGACAGACUGUUUGUAUGCCUUGAAAUAAAAUGUAAACAAAAACAUUUCAACUAUAAUUGAAGGACCAGCUGCAUUUGUGC
This is a messenger RNA of Notothenia coriiceps (black rockcod), 2987 nucleotides long. RefSeq names its product transmembrane protein 136-like. The record is from RefSeq and is a predicted model, not a curated record. The transcript is spliced from 2 exons. Gene Ontology annotation, cellular component: membrane. Bases 614 to 1342 code for a protein of 242 amino acids. Lineage: Eukaryota; Metazoa; Chordata; Actinopteri; Perciformes; Nototheniidae.